Mustela erminea (ermine) is the source of this 3878-nucleotide messenger RNA. Its product is annotated as cytoplasmic tRNA 2-thiolation protein 1. Gene Ontology annotation, cellular component: mitochondrion; cytosolic tRNA wobble base thiouridylase complex. The transcript has 5 exons. Bases 2779 to 3861 code for a protein of 360 amino acids. Lineage: Eukaryota; Metazoa; Chordata; Mammalia; Carnivora; Mustelidae. Gene Ontology annotation, molecular function: tRNA binding. Gene Ontology annotation, biological process: tRNA wobble position uridine thiolation. The record is from RefSeq and is a predicted model, not a curated record.
CCUGCCCAGAGAUGCCUGUACCGGGACGUGAUGCUAGAGAUCUACAGCCACCUCCUCUCCGUGGAUGAGAAAAUGUCAGUCGUCCACAGUUACACAACCAGGAUGGUAAUCCCAGGAUCUGAACCAAGCUGCUUCUGGUAACCACUACGGCAUGGCAAGCUUCCUGCCUGGGCUCUGUGCUCACUGGGGGGGCAGAUAACAGCAGGAGACAAGAAAGGAGGGGUGAGCUAGGGACAGCUCAGGUGACAGAGCCCAAGGUGAUAAGGCCUCUGACAAAAGUGAGGGACCAGGGGCUGUGGGAGGCCAGAGGUGGCUUGCUUGUUAAUACAGUGCAAGGGAGGACAGGUCCUGUAGGCUUCCUAGAGGAAGUAUGUCCACAUGGCUACUUGGAUGAGAAACAGGAAUCAGUGUGGUGAGGAGGGGUGAGGGAGGGAGGGUCUUCAGGAAGAGAGGACGGCAUGUGUAAACACACUGGCAUUGGAUGGGACCUGCCAGAGCCACAGGAAGCUGAAAAGUCACCAGGGGCCUGGAUGCAAACACCAGGCUGAGGGACUCAACCUUUCCCUGCAAGUGCUGAGUGGCCACAGUCCUCUGCCCUCUCCGGAAGCCUCUGACACCAGCUUACAGUCUUUUCCACUGGAUUAUUAAUGUGUUGCAAUAAACAAAACAUGAAGUGUUUGCAAAGCACCCAUGAGGAACUUCUGCCCAAACCAUGCCAGCUUGCUGGUGGAUGCGGCCACCGAGGGCUAGAGGGACUGAUCCGGUUCUCACCACCACCAAUUCCUGCCGCCCCAGGGAAGUGACCUGAGGAACCAGAGCACCCCAGCCCCAAGCACUUACUAAGCACGGAGCCCUGAUCUUAACACUUUACACAGGUUAACUCGCUGACUUCUUUAACCCAACUAUGCUAUCAUCAUCUCCACUGGACAGAUGAGGACACUCAAGCACAGAGUUUUCAUCACUUACUCAAGGUCACGCAACUAAGCAAGCGGUGCAGGGCGUCAACUGGCAGGGCAGAUUCUGCUACUACCCCCACAUAACAGAGGAGGAAUUUGAGAUGCUGCCUGGAAAUGCAGAGUCCAUGCCAACUGCUCAGCGCAGACGACCGACGCGCCGGCCGGCCCUGGAGCACUCUGGGAGUCGUGGGCGGAGUGCGUGACGUCACCGCGAGGCUCUCAGGGUGUGAGCCCACUGGGUCUCGGAGCACUAGGCACCUCGGGCCAAACCGCCCCACCGGCACCUGGGAGUCGUAGGCGGGUAAACCCAAAGCCUUCUGGGAGUCGUAGUCCUUUCACCGCUUCCGCGUUUUCUCGGAGCCUGGACCUUCCUGCGCGGGUUCUACUCACGUGAGUGCUCCCUUCCUCUGCGCGCGGAUCCUGGCCCUUUGUCGUACUCUGGGGUAGGAGCUGAGGGUCUCCAUAUUACUCUCCCACGCAUUCCGGUAGGCAUCCGUGGAGAUAUGGCUCUCCUCCGUGAUCCCCCAACGCAUGUCUCUGGCGACCCUCGGGGCUAGAGUGACCUAAGCAGCUGGUGUCCCUGCCGAUCUGCUUUGGACUCUGCCUGUGUUCGGACUCCUUCUCGUUUCCACCCUCCAACCUAAGGGCGGUUCCUCCUUUAUCCUGAUUACUACCUAGAGUGAUCAGGGCUGGCGUGGGGGGCGUCAGGCAGCCGUGGGAGCCCAGAGGAGGUGCCAGACCCAGCCCAGGGUUCAGGACGGACUUCCAGAGCAAAGGACCUCAAAAUUUACCAUGCCCAAACAAAAUUACAGAUUCUCUGGCCUAAACCUACACCUCUCACAGUAUUUGCUCAGUUUUCCUAUUUCCCCCACCUCCUAUCCACGAAAUGGUCCCACUGUCCUUCCAUUGCUGAAGCCAGAACCCUGAAGUUGUCCGUGCUCCCUGCUUCUCUCACCUACUGCCUCGCUCAACCAAGUCUUGUGUGUGUCGCUCCUAAUCUGUUUCCAGAAGAGAUCCAGAAUCUGACCCCUUCUCUCCACCUCCAAUGCCUCUGCUCAGCCCUAAGCUGCAUUAUUGUUCACCUGGAUCAUAGCAGGGGCCUCCUUACUGGUCUCCCCUUGCCACUCUCCACCCUCCAUUCACACGCAGCAGCCAGAGGGAUCUUGUUAAAAUACAAAUCAGAUACUGUCGCUACACAGCUUAUAACCGUCCAGUGGUUCCCAUCUUGUUCAGGAUAAAAUCCAACCUCCUCACCCUGCCAGCCUCCAAGCUCUGCUCCUCUUCCCUCCUCAGCCAUAACUCACUUUCCAAACAAAUGAACCUGAACCUGCCCUUCAGGUCUUUGCUUCUGCUAUUAAAUCUGUCUGGAAUGUUCUUCCCACCCUGGUGUAAUACCUGACUCCUCAUCCUUCUGGCUUCAGCUCAGAGGAUAAUUCCUCCACAUUGCUCCUCAUAUUUGUAAGGUAUCUUAGUUAUUUACUUGUCAGUGGUUUGGCUCCUCCAGGAGAACUUGGUGCCAGCAACCGACCCUGUUUUGAUCACUGCUGUCCCAGUGCCUUGUGCGUGUUGGGUAGAUGGGAGGCAAUGAAUGGUGUCUGUUGGAUGGAGAAUGAAUAAUGAAAGCUUAAGCUGAGACUUGAAGGUGUCGAGCUUGCGCGAGUGCUGAGAGAGUAGUCCAGGCAUUGGAUGUACUCAGUGCUAUCCAGGCCGCCUCCCUAGAGGCAACGAUCCGGCAAGCCGGCAUCCACAUGUAACCCGCCUCCCCUCUCUCCCUGUCCAGGAGAAGCCAGCUCCUCCCAGCCCACCCGGAACCCGCCCCGCGAUGCCCGCCCCGCAGUGCUCCUCCUGCCACGCGGCGCGCGCUGCCCUCCGCCGCCCGCGCUCCGGCCAAGCGCUGUGCGGGUCCUGCUUCUGCACCGCCUUCGAGGCCGAGGUGCUGCACACGGUGCUGGCGGGCCGCCUGCUGCCGCCUGGCCCGGUGGUGGCAGUGGGCGCCUCCGGCGGCAAGGACUCCACGGUGCUGGCGCACGUGCUGCGCGAACUAGCGCCGCAACUGGGCGUCUCGCUGCGCCUGGUGGCGGUGGACGAGGGCAUCGGCGGCUACCGGGACGCGGCCCUGGCUGCAGUGCGGCGCCAGGCCGCGCGCUGGGACCUCCCGCUCACCGUCGUGGCCUACGCAGACCUCUUCGGGGGUUGGACGAUGGACGCUGUGGCCCGCAGCACGGCCGGCACCGGCCGCAGCCGCGCCUGCUGCACCUUCUGCGGGGUGCUGCGGCGCCGCGCGCUGGAGGAAGGGGCGCGCCUCGUGGGAGCCACGCACAUCGUCACGGGGCACAACGCCGACGACAUGGCCGAGACCGUGCUCAUGAACUUCCUGCGGGGCGACGCGGGGCGGCUGGCCCGGGGCGGGGGCCUGGGCUCGCGCGGCGAGGGGGGCGCCCUGCCGCGCUGCCGCCCCCUGCAGCUGGCCUCGCAGAAGGAGGUGGUGCUGUACGCGCACUUCCGCCGCCUCGACUACUUCUCGGAGGAGUGCGUCUACGCGCCCGAGGCCUUCCGCGGCCACGCGCGCGACCUGCUGAAGCUCCUGGAGGCGGCGCGGCCGUCGGUGGCGCUGGACCUGGUGCACUCGGCCGAGCGCCUGGCCCUGGCCCCGGCCGCGCGGCCCCCGCCGCCAGGCGCCUGCUCCCGCUGCGGGGCGCUAGCCAGCCGCUCGCUCUGCCAGGCCUGCGCCCUCCUGGACGGCCUGCAGCGCGGCCGGCCCCGCCUGGCCAUCGGCAAAGGCCGCGGGGGGCGCGACGAGGAGGGGCCGCCAGGGCCGCUACCCCCGCCACCUAGCGACCCCGAGUCUGCACCCGGCCCCGCCGCCGGGGAGUGCAGGGCAGCCUGUAAGGAGCGCUGCGAAUAAACCCCCUUCUGCCCGGG